CCUGGGCCUGGGCCCGACCCCAAGUGGUCCUCCUGGAGGAGGAUGAAGACCUGGGGUUGCAGCCGCGGGGGAGGGGCCCUGCCGGCAGAGGGGUGGCCUGGGGAUGUGCACUGCCUGCCUGCCACCUCUGUUUGGUGUCCCCCAGGCCCUGGUGGACGAUACUGAGGAUGUGUCCCUGGACUUCGGCAACGAAGAGGAGCUGGCCUUUCGGAAAGCCAAGAUUAGGCACCCGUUGGCCACCUUCUUCCACCUGUUCUUCCGGGUGAGCGCCAUCGUCACCUACGUGUGCUGCGACUGGCUCAGCAGAAGCUUUGUGGGCUGCUUCGUCACUGUGCUGCUCCUCCUGUCCUGCGACUUCUGGUCGGUGAAGAACAUCACCGGGAGACUCCUGGUGGGCCUCCACUGGCGGAACCAGAUAGAUGAAGAUGGGAAGAGCCACUGGAUCUUCGAGGCCAGAAAGGCGUCCCCCCAGCACGCCGCCACGGAGGCAGAGGCGCGCAUCUUCUGGCUUGGCCUCAUCAUCUGCCCCGUGAUCUGGAUCGUGUUCUUCUUCAGCACCUUGUUCUCCUUGAAGCUCAAGUGGCUGGCCCUCGUGAUAGCCGGGAUCUCUCUGCAAGCUGCUAACCUCUAUGGCUACAUCCUUUGUAAGAUGGGAGGCGAGAGGGACAGGAGCAAAGCCACAGCCAGUUUUCUGUCCCACGCAGUGAUCCCCAUGGCCAGCCCGAGGGACUUCCAGAAGCCUGGCCUCGAGGGGCUGGAGAUUCACAAACAUUAGGAGCAGCAUUUGGACGACGCUGUUUGAAACCAUGAGUGGGUUUUGCAAUGAGGCCACAUGUCCCUCCCUGUGCUUCCUUUUCAGGCCUGACUUCUGAGGUGGCAGCGGCUUAAGCGCGAAGGCCUGUAACUGCACCAGCUUCCGCCAGAGCAGAAUUCCCCGACCAGGAAGCCACGGGCUUCGUACCAGAAGCAGGCCUCGGAGGAGAGCUCAGAGGUUUUUAUUUUUAAGAUGGCACAUUUGUAAAGAAUGCCUUUAUGUAUGUCGAAAAGUAUACAAACAUCAUGAUUAAAGCAUCUCUCAAAGAUGA
Molecule: messenger RNA, 1085 nt
Organism: Hyaena hyaena (striped hyena)
Lineage: Eukaryota; Metazoa; Chordata; Mammalia; Carnivora; Hyaenidae
Gene: TVP23A
Product: trans-golgi network vesicle protein 23 homolog A
Exons: 7
Coding region: 104-775 (223 amino acids)
Biological process (GO): protein secretion; vesicle-mediated transport
Cellular component (GO): Golgi membrane
Source: RefSeq, a predicted model, not a curated record